Choloepus didactylus (southern two-toed sloth) is the source of this 1416-nucleotide messenger RNA. RefSeq names its product dihydrofolate reductase-like. Gene Ontology annotation, biological process: dihydrofolate metabolic process; folic acid metabolic process; tetrahydrofolate biosynthetic process. Gene Ontology annotation, cellular component: mitochondrion. Gene Ontology annotation, molecular function: NADP binding; dihydrofolate reductase activity. The transcript is spliced from 3 exons. The coding region runs from base 119 to 571 and encodes 150 amino acids. The record is from RefSeq and is a predicted model, not a curated record. Lineage: Eukaryota; Metazoa; Chordata; Mammalia; Pilosa; Megalonychidae.
ACCACGCGCAGCGGCAACUGAGGCGGGAAAGAGGACGCUGUGGGCGCUGCGGUGUCAGGGUCCGCCUUCCUGGCUGCACCCGUAGGAGAGGAGGAAUGAAUUUAAGUAUUUCCAAAGAAUGACCAAAACUUCUUCAGUAGAAGGUAAACAGAAUCUGGUGAUUAUGGGUAGAAAGACCUGGUUCUCCAUCCCUGAGAAGAAUCGGCCUUUAAAAGACAGAAUUAAUUUAGUUCUCAGUCGAGAACUCAAGGAACCCCCACAAGGAGCACAUUUUCUUGCCAAAAGUCUGGAUGAUGCCUUAAAACUUAUUGAGCAACCAGAAUUAGCAAAUAAAGUAGACAUGGUUUGGAUUGUGGGAGGCAGUUCUGUUUAUAAGGAAGCCAUGAAUCGGCCAGGCCAUCUUAGACUGUUUGUGACAAGGAUCAUGCAAGAAUUUGAAAGUGACACAUUUUUUCCAGAAAUUGAUACAGAGAAAUAUAAACUUCUCCCAGAAUACCCAGGUGUUCUUUCUGAUGUCCAGGAAGAGAAAGGCAUUAAGUACAAAUUUGAAGUGUAUGAAAAGAACGAUUAAUAUGAAGAUGUUUUCUGACUUAAUUCAAUUUGUUCCCCUUCCCCUCCAAAAAUUAAGUACUUUUGCAUUAGAAAAAAAGACUUUUGUUAGCUUUAAAUCUAUGGAUAAGCAUUGUGGUUUUACUCUCCAUUAAUCUUAACUAAACUGUAUCAGAUACCAUUUGUGAACUAUUUCCUGUUAUAAAUGCUUUAAUGCCUAUUCCUCAAGGGUCAGGAUUCAGUUCCCAAUACCUGCCUAGGGUAGCGUAUUUGUCAAGAUAGCCCACAGUCAGAGAGUUCCUGAUAUGAGUUGAAACCAGGACCCAUAGAGAUAGGAGCUAGACAGAUUAGUCCAAAGAGCAGGAAGGGAUUACAAACAAAAGAAUUAUAACUCGUAUUUCAAAAGAAAAUUGGAUCAGAGUAGGGACUGUAAAUUAUUCUGGGACUGUAAAAUAGUCAUCCUUCUGAAAAAAAUUCUGUUCACUCAAAUAGGAAAUCAGUGAAUUGAGAGAUCCACUAUAUUCAGUAGCCAAGAUAGAAGUAGGUAGGAGACUAACUUUGAGGGUUAAAAGAGGAGAAAAGGUCUGAGACCUUUAAAAAUUCUGUUUCUCAUCAACAGUGAGAUUCAAAGAAUUGUUACAUAAUAGAAAAGAAUAGGCUGCUCUUUAGAGAAAGAGGUCAAUCUAAUAACAAGCAUAGUGGCUAAAAUUAAACUCAAAGAGCUAAUGAAUUAAGAAUGGAUAUUGCUAGAAACCAAAGUUAGUUUGUUAGAAAAUAAGUUUCACAACUUUAAAAAAUGAAACUUACAGUAUUUUUUUAUCCAUCUUGUUAGUAAAGAUUUAGAUUAUGAUAUCCAAGAAAAUAACA